AUGACAAAGCACUGGCCGGAGCAGAGCCUCUUGGCACCACCCGCUCUCUCCCACCUUGGAGAACAUCCCGACCAUCAACUUGACUUCCAUAGAAAUGCGCAGCAGAGUUUUCCCCGCAACGACUUAACCCGAAGCUCUGUGACCCAAUACUGGUCAUCUUACCCGGCUCAGGUGGAUCCCCAGCACCCGACGCGCUUGGAGAAUCCCGGAGCGCCCCACGAACACCCUACCACCUUCACGGGUUUAAUGGAUACUAUACCACCCGACUCAUCAUACACGAGUGCCGAAAAUGCCCACUUUAAACAGGACACCAUCUCACGGGACUCAUGGAGCAGUGAUCGGGAGAAGAGUAAAAGCGGGGGGAAGAAAAAGAACUAUCAGAGGUACCCGAAACCACCAUACUCAUACCUCGCUAUGAUUGCCAUGGUUAUCCAAAGGUCACCAGAGAAGAAACUGACAUUAUCUGAGAUCCUGAAGGAGAUCAGCACUCUCUUCCCAUUCUUCAAGGGAAACUACAAAGGAUGGCGGGACUCUGUGCGACACAACCUUUCCUCUUAUGACUGCUUUGUCAAGGUCCUGAAGGACCCCAGUAAACCCCAGGGCAAAGGCAACUUCUGGGCUGUGGAGCUGAGUCGUAUUCCUCUGGAGCUCCUCAAGAGGCAGAACACGGCCGUGUCACGUCAGGAUGAGACCAUCUUUGCUCAGGAUCUGGCCCCAUACAUCCUGCAGGGACACAAGCCAGAAUCUCUGCCGACCUCUGACCCUGUGACCUCACUUCCACCUAUGCGCUCCAGAAACCUCUCCCCACCUCAGGAGGACUUAUUCCGACCUAAGCUGGACUCAUCCUUCGCCAUCGACUCUCUGCUACACAGCCUGAGGCCAUCUAGUGGUUCUGGAGAUGUAGACCUGGCCUCCAGGGACUGUUGGGGUGAGGUGGAGCGACCUCGACCCUCACCUCCCCGACCUCGCUACGCCUCCUCUGCUCGCAGUGCCUCUGCCAGCUCUGUGAGCCCGGCCUCCACCUCCUCCUCUGAUGACGAGUGGAAAAGCGUGUCUCUGUCUGAGAAACGAGCUCCUCCUGAUGGUGCAGCUGAAUCAGACGGCCUCGAGGACUUCAGACCCCCACUGCACAAAUCAGCCCGAAGGGAAACUGUCCCACCGCCAUGGGAGCUGCCCACCUCCUAUGCCAAAUACGCUCCUCCAAACACCGUUGCUCCACCCAGCAUGCGUUUCAAUGGCAACCCUUUAAUGCCGCUGCAUGGCGGGCUUCCUCUUUAUGGGUACGGGAGCUCUCCUGUAGCUUCUGGCCACUUUUUAGGCCACACCUAUUGGCCGAUCCUCCCCAGCGGACGAGUGUCUGUCCAAGCUCCUCCGCUGAUUAUGGACUUGGACAACAUGUUGCAAUCUGUGCCUCCAAAUAAGAGUGUGUUUGAUGUGCUGGUGCAAACCAAUCAGAACUCCCACUCACAUCAUCAACCACCCAGCCAUUACGGGUUACAAAAUGGGGCUCCUCUAAACAGAUAUCCUCAGUACUAA
This is a messenger RNA of Sphaeramia orbicularis (orbiculate cardinalfish), 1536 nucleotides long. RefSeq names its product forkhead box H1 (gene foxh1). The coding region runs from base 1 to 1536 and encodes 511 amino acids. NCBI's taxonomy places the organism in Eukaryota, Metazoa, Chordata, Actinopteri, Kurtiformes, Apogonidae. Gene Ontology annotation, molecular function: transcription cis-regulatory region binding; DNA-binding transcription activator activity, RNA polymerase II-specific. The transcript has 3 exons. The record is from RefSeq and is a predicted model, not a curated record. Gene Ontology annotation, biological process: transforming growth factor beta receptor signaling pathway; positive regulation of transcription by RNA polymerase II. Gene Ontology annotation, cellular component: activin responsive factor complex.